This is a messenger RNA of Gopherus flavomarginatus (Mexican gopher tortoise), 948 nucleotides long. RefSeq names its product probable protein BRICK1. NCBI's taxonomy places the organism in Eukaryota, Metazoa, Chordata, Testudines, Testudinidae. Gene Ontology annotation, molecular function: protein-containing complex binding. Bases 41 to 268 code for a protein of 75 amino acids. Gene Ontology annotation, biological process: cell motility; regulation of actin polymerization or depolymerization; actin filament organization. Gene Ontology annotation, cellular component: SCAR complex. The transcript is spliced from 3 exons. The record is from RefSeq and is a predicted model, not a curated record.
UGCGGCAGGGGGCGGGGCUGGGUGUGGGGUGGCGGCGGCCAUGUCGCUGCAGGAGGACCCGGUGCAGCGCGAGAUCCACCAGGACUGGGCCAACCGCGAGUACAUCGAAGUGAUCACCAGCUCCAUCAAGAAGAUCGCGGAUUUCCUCAACUCCUUCGACAUGUCCUGCCGCUCCCGGCUCGCCACCCUCAACGAGAAGCUGACCGCGCUGGAGCGACGGAUCGAGUACAUCGAGGCCCGGGUAACAAAGGGCGAAACUCUGACCUAACUGCAGAAGGCUGGUGGGGAGCUGACCUGGAGAAGAUUGUGCAGCUGUGCUAGAGUUGACUGUCAGGCAUCUGAUUUCUUCAUUACUUCUUAUUGGUGACAGGACUUCAGCUUGUUUCUGCGAUGCAGUAUCCCUGCCUUCAGUGCAUGGCUCCAGGGUGACUCCAGAGGAAACUCAUAAAAUGCAAAUGAGCAUGUUGAAUUCAGUGAUUUUUGUACAGACAGAUUCAUGCAGAUGUCAAGUACUCCUGCACCCCUUAAUCUCUCUCUCAUUCCCAGCUGUGCAGUAGAACACCUACAUUUUGCAGCUGCAGAGUCUCUCUGGCCAAAGGUUGCUUUGAGGAAAGAAAACUUCUCUUGGGAGCUGACUGGCUGAGGAAGUGGGUGUCCAUGCUGUUGGCGGGCCACUCAUCUAGUGGUUUCAGUUCCUUUAGCAAACACUGCAACUCAUAUCGUAGCAAAAAUGUCAAAUAUAUCCAUCCUUACAGUCUGUGAGCAGAGCAGUAGAUGUGCAGUGUGUGAUUGGCGAGGGGAGACGGGAAUAGGUAAUGUGCCAAGAUAAACUCUCUGGGCAGGGUGAAUUUCAGAGCUUUCUGCGUCUUUUUGUAUUCUGUAGUGUUACAUGGGGGGUGUCUUUCAUUUGUGUUUCAACAAUAAACUGCCUCUGCUGAUGGGUUCUGA